AUCAAAUCUUUUCCAUCUCACGGGCUCAGUAACAUUUUGCCUUGUUAUACUUUGCCAAGUCACAUUUUGCCUGAGCCUUCCAGAGGUAUUAGACCUAAUUUUACCUUUCAACUUUGUGUGCAGCACCAGGAGAUAACAAUCUAUUAAAUUAUAUUUUCCACCAUUUCCUAGGCCUUCAUGGUCUUUUCAGGCCCAGAUGUUUCCUUGUCCUUUAAAAACGAAGCAAACAGUUCCAAAGAGAUGAAAAUGAAAAAAAAAAAUUUUAGAACUUGAUGAAAAUAAAAUUUGUCAUUUUAGCUCAUAGAGAUUUACAAUCUAACAAGCAGUUCAUGAAAAUUCAACAGGAAAUUCGGGAUCGAGAAAGUGAGAGGAAAAGAAGAUCUAUCCAAAAGGGUUCAGUGAAAAUAAUGGAAGAGGAUGUCUUUUAUGUAGACUCAAAUAGAGGAAUAGCAACAUCAUCGGGUGCAAAGGACAUACGAGGGUUUAUCUUAAAACAACGAAAGUAUCUUGAACUUCUGUCUCAAGCUCAUUUUAAGGAUUUUCAUGAAUGUUGGCUACUGAGAGAGCAAGGAGAAAGAGAAUUAAAGUUGGGCAAUUCUAUCCUAGCGUGCAUGUAUCUUGAUAAAGCAGUAAAGUUUAGUCAUGGAGAUACAACUUUACGGAUUAUAAGAGGUCGAGCGAGAUUGAACACUUUGAACAGUAAGGGAGCCUUAGAGGAUGCAGAAUGGGUCCUCGAUGAAAUGAAGGAAAAUAUAAACUCUGAGGCUCUACUUUUAAAAGCAGAAGCAUUGUAUCAUCUAGGCAUCUUUGAGUAUGCAUUGCUCUUCUUCAAUCGAGCUUUGCAGCGAACAAGACUUGAAUCAAAAGCAAUUAAGAUGGGAAUUGAUAGGACACAGGAAGUGAUUUUGGAAACUUUAGGAAUAUCAUAUUUUAUUAAUUUGGUUGGUAUGAUUAAAGUUUGGCAAUUUAAUAAACUUUUCCUAAUUUAUCGAAUGAUAAAUUCUUUGUAGAACAA
Eurytemora carolleeae is the source of this 1015-nucleotide messenger RNA. RefSeq lists its product as uncharacterized. The record is from RefSeq and is a predicted model, not a curated record. Gene Ontology annotation, cellular component: cytoplasm. Bases 273 to 1010 code for a protein of 245 amino acids. Gene Ontology annotation, molecular function: protein binding. The transcript has 10 exons. NCBI's taxonomy places the organism in Eukaryota, Metazoa, Arthropoda, Copepoda, Calanoida, Temoridae.